Molecule: messenger RNA, 486 nt
Organism: Fusarium proliferatum ET1
Lineage: Eukaryota; Fungi; Ascomycota; Sordariomycetes; Hypocreales; Nectriaceae
Exons: 1
Coding region: 1-486 (161 amino acids)
Source: RefSeq, a predicted model, not a curated record
AUGUCGCCGCAAGAAUCACAAGAGCUCAUUCUUCGACAUGUCUUGCACGACGGAAACGCGCCUUCCGAAAAGGUUCUGAGAGAAUGCGGCGAAGUGGCGAUGAAACUCGAUUAUCUGUCUCUUGCCAUUGAUCUGGCUGGGGCGUACAUUGGAAAUAGCCCAGAUCCGGAGCAGGCCUUGAACCGGUAUCUGACAGACUACGAUAUGCAUCGCGAUGAAUUACUUCGAAUGAAUGAUUUAAAGGGACUACUACCAACCGAGAAGACGGCUUGGACAGUAUGGGAUGCUACUAUUCAAGAGAUCACGGAAGAGAACGGACAGCAGCCUGAUCUACUCUUGACGUCUCUUGCGCAAUUUAGGGGAGCCAUCAUUCAAGAUGAGAUAUUUUGCCUCGCCGCCCUUGGCAUCGCAAGUAUCAACAGGAACCUCACCAACGAGAUACCUGCUGAAAUUCGGCAAUUCUUCAUGGCAGAAGAAGGCAAAUAG